ACCGAAUUGCAUCAGCAACGUCAACGUGACUUCAUGUACAGGAAUUGAGACCCAGUUAGUUAGGCUUACAUGAGACAUGGAUCAGUCAUAAGUACACCCACAGCAGAUUCAAUUGAACGCCAUCAUGGCCGAUAAUCACUCGCAGAAGAAAGAUGUGGAUGGCGAGAAUCUCACAGAAAACGAGAUGGGCAAUAACUCUGUCCACUCCAAACACCCGGAUGUAGACAGGGGAUGGGCGUGGCUAGUUGCGAUUGGAAUGGCGAUGUUUUAUUUCACCAUCGGUGGCUUUUUCCGCAGCUUUGGUGUCGUCUUCUCCGCUGUGCUGGAGCAGUUUGAUCAGACAGCAUCACUUACCUCCCUUGUUCCUGGUGUUCGAUCUGUCUGCCUUAUAGUCAUUGGUCCCGCAGCAACAAUACUCUCACAGCGCCUAACGGAGCGUGUCGUCAUCAUGGCAGGGGCGAUAACUGUCACAGCAGGAUUCGUCCUAUCCUACUUUGCCACGAGUUUACAAUUUCUUAUCUUCAGUAUAGGAAUGAUGCCUGGUAUGGGCACAUCAUUGAUUGUAGGACCCUCCAACGUAAUGAUGGGCCGAUACUUUAACCGGCGCCGCGCACGUGCCAUCACGGUUACCAGCAGUGUGGGGUGUCUGGGGCAGAUUGUUGUCCCUUUGAUCAUGGUCCAUCUGAUCGAGACUUACUCCGUCCAGGGGGCGCUGCUGAUCUUUGGGGGAAUUAUAUUGCACACUUUGUUGACCGGGCUGAUAAUGAAGCCCAUUAACCUUAGCUCCAUUACGUUAAACAAAAACGAAAGUGAAAUUGAAACUGACAAUUGCAAUUUGACUGGAAAAAUCAGUAAAGCAGACAGCAUUGAAAUUACCAAAAAAGAUGAAAGUAUAAAGAAACAUUUCAGUUCAUCCAAAGCAGAUGAUGAAGUGGAAAUGAAUGAGAGGGCUACAAACACGGAAGUGCUCUCUGUAAAUAUUGUAAAUGAAGGUAAAAAAGAAUUGCCUGAUGCUAUUAUCAUGACAGGUAAAACUGACGUUAGCCAGGUGAUAAACAAAGAUGGCGUGAAACCUUUAACAAUAAAGGAUUUGGAAGAAGUGUCCGAUGAAGCCGAUGUGGAAAUGGAGUGGAAGAAUGUUUCAAAAGCAAACACAAACGUUUUGGAGACAAAUAGCUAUGAACUUCAGCCGCUUACCCACAAGGACGAAAGUGCGCACGACAGCCAGGAUGUCUCACUGACCGUUGUUUCCACACGCUUAUCCAGACCAAGCUGCACCAAGACGGACAUGUUUUCAGGCCGUGGACUGAUCAAGGAUUUUUCGGGGAAGUAUGACGCCAUGUUUCCGUUGACGGGAGGCCUUCAGAUAUCCGCUGGUCUACUCCUCCUGCUCGAAUGCUUUCUUCGAAGACGAGCAAAAAAGAAGAGGAUGUCCAGCUAAGGGGAGCAACUGAGAACAAAUCAAAGACUGUACUGACGACAAACUCACUUUUUCAUAUGUUGGAUAUUUGAUAUACAUGUAGCUGAAAUAUGGUCUUCAUUUGUCAUGAUGCUAUUUUUCAGUUCAGUUUCCCGAUGUUUACGUCAUGAUGAGUUCUAGUAAAAUCUUACAUAUGUUGGACAUGUCAGUUACUGCAGAAAGAUUCCAAAAAUUUCAUCGCCCAUCUUUACAAUAUACAUUAAGU
Messenger RNA from Liolophura sinensis, 1685 nucleotides. Its product is annotated as monocarboxylate transporter 5-like. The transcript is spliced from 6 exons. NCBI's taxonomy places the organism in Eukaryota, Metazoa, Mollusca, Polyplacophora, Chitonida, Chitonidae. Gene Ontology annotation, molecular function: monocarboxylic acid transmembrane transporter activity. Gene Ontology annotation, biological process: monocarboxylic acid transport; transmembrane transport. The record is from RefSeq and is a predicted model, not a curated record. Bases 125 to 1441 code for a protein of 438 amino acids.